AGAAGAAAGCGGCUUUUCUCUUUCGCUGCCGAAGUCUGUUUUAGUUUAUGCCUAUAGUUUAGGCUUGAUUAGGGAAAAGGAUUUAAUGUCGUAGGUGUUUGGGAUUUCUUCGAUUCCAAGUGUUUGGUUUAGGAUUUCAUAGGAAUCUACAAUCUAGGAAGAUUGGUUGCUGUGGCUUGCCUAUAUAUGAACAUAUAUAUAUAUAUAUAUAUUAUACAUGUAUGUAUAUAUAUAUGCAAAUUGCAGAAAUGAAAAUUUCAGAAAAUAAUAAACAAGAGUUCUUGACUCUGGGGAUCAAUGGCUUUCCAGUGAGCACCGAACCGUAGUCCGGAAGAGGUCUGAAAAGAAGGAGACUGGUGAAACAGGAUGAGCACUAGACUUCAACCUUGAGUUGACCCGUAACUUUAAUUUUAGAAAAAUAUAAACGUUAAUUUAGUCAACACAGUUUGGUUUUAAGUUUCAAUUCCAUAAAUUCUCCUCUGAUUUGGGGGAGAAGAAUUUUGGGCCACUGGAAGGGAAUGAGCUGAAAUGGUUAUCCUCCUUCCCUUCCCAUUCCAUUAAUGAUAGACCUCCCAAAAGUUUAUUUUAAAAUGUAUUUUCUACUUCAUUUCACCCCCUCUUCCAGACUUACAUACCCUUAGUUUGGCAAUUUCCUCUGUGUUUUUCGAAUUCUUUUAUUUCUUUGCCAAGUUUUCUCUAAUCUUAUGCUUUCUGGAUGGGUUGGUUUCGGAAGCCGUACUUAUCAUACAUUAGGUUUCUUUUUGGUGCUUUUUGCUUUUUAUUUGGUUAGAGGUUUCUCCAUUUAUUUGAUUUUUUCUGUCCCCAGUGCAGUGAGAAUUUGACCAUGAAAUUGGACAGUAUUCCUUGGGAAAUAAGUUAAUGGUAACGUGAUUAUAUAUGCGCGCUUAUCAGAUCAGUUAUGCCUUCUUCGUGGUUAAAUUAUGGUAUUUCAUAUUAGAGGUUCUUUGCCGAUUUCUUCCGAUACUGCAAUGAUAAUUUCACCUUAAAAUUAGAUAUCUACUUCCUGGGGAAUGAGUUAAUGCUAUGGGAUUAAUAUUAGUAGUUUGCAUUUUACUUUGGGUUUGCUUUGGUUGUUUUAUGUCAUUUAACAGAUCAGAGGUUUCUCUGUUAUUUGGUUCUCUCUCCUCCCCUCCCCCCUCCCUUCUACCCCCAUCUGCAGUGAGAAUUUUGGAACUUGAAAAAAUUGGAUUUGUGGUUCUUGGGGAAUAGCUUAAUUUUACUACAAUUACAUGUGUCUGUCCUCUCUCUCUCUCUCUCUCUCUCUCUGUCUAUAUAUAUAAUGUACACAUAGUUGUUUGAGACCAUUUCCACGUAUACAAUAAAAUUGCAGCUUAGUAGACCAAAUGUGGGUUUAGUUGUUAUGAUAUUUGUCCCUAUGGUUCUAUUCACAUUCUCUCUCUCUUCCUCUCUCUCUCUCUCUCUUGGGGGUUUGCCAAGGUUAUUUGAUUUCCAAUUCUAGAGAGGUAAUAGUAGUUUCCAUGACCAUGAGUCUUUUGCUUUUUUCUACAAGAGUAGUUAUUUGAUAGAUUUUCCAUUCACUUGGAUUGGCUAACAUCUAGUGGCUAGAUUCAUUUUCUAGAUUCAUUUUUGGUAUACUUAUUGAGAAUCAAGAAUAUCAUAUAAAGCUGUCUCUAUAAAGGUGUUACAGUGUGGUGAUCAACUUAAUUGAUAGAGAUACACAAUCAUAAUUGGUUUACUUUUCUUCUUUUUGUGAAGAUUUGUUUGCUGUUGAAUUUUUGAAAUCCUUGUAUCCAUAUCACUUUUAAAUUUCAUGGGUUCCCAUGAACUCUGGGAACAAGCAUUAAUUAGACUUUGAUGAUUUUGACUAGCAUAUGCUCAUUUGCCUACUGGACGUGCAUCGUGAAUACUACAAAAACACAGACAGUAGAAAAGAAUAUGGUGUCUUUCAUGCUGGUUUUUGAAUGUGUUUUUUAUACAAUUGAAUAAGGACAGGUAAAAUUUUGUCACUACUCCUUUCCUUAGAGAUUAUCUUCCUUGUUUAGAAAAACUUUCAAACUAGCAAAUAAAUCUUUUGUUGUCUUUGCUGGUAGUUUUAUAACUGUUCUUUAUACAUUUGAGUAAGAGAGACGGAUAAUUUUAUGACCAUUUCCCUAGAAAUUACCUUCCUCAGGGUUAGUUGUUUAGAAAAACUUUGGAGCUGGUGAAUCUAUUAUUUAUUUUCCAGGCUAAUUUCUUCAAUACUGUGGAAAAGGGAACUGAGUAAGGUAAAUGCAUAAUAUAUGUCAAUCUUACUUGAUCUCAUGACACAAAUGCUUUCUUUAUGAUAGAUGACAAGCGCUUGGAGAAAUAUGAGCUUUGCUAUCAUACAUAGGGAUAUAGAGAGGGAAUGGGAGAAUCAGGGUGGAUGUUGGUAUUAUUUUUAAUAAUCGGAGAUUCUUGCUCACUCAGAAGAUCUAUACGUCUGCAAAAAAAAUCAGGGGAGGAUGAGGAGAUCAAAUUAAAAUUCAAAUAUAUUAUAGCAUUGGAGCACCUUGGAGCAAAUGAGCAAUGGAGCUUGUGGAGCACUGCUCACAUGGAGGAUUGCUCACUUGGUUUGCUUUGCAUCUUGGUUUUACAUGUCUUUGUUACCAUCUAGAGUAGAUGAUAAGGAUAAAUGGAUACUUGAUGGAGCGAGAUACACUUUUUUAUAAGUACAAGGGGUUACUUUUAUUUACUUCCUUUAUUUUUUUUAUGCAGGAAGACAUUUGUUUUAUCCUCUACCAUAAAAAAUGAGUGGUCGAUUUUCCCGAACAAUUUAUGUUGGCAAUCUGCCUUCAGAUAUAAAAGAAUUGGAAGUUGAAGAUCUGUUCUAUAAGUAUGGUAGAAUACUGGAUAUUGAAUUGAAGAUUCCACCUCGCCCUCCAAGCUAUUGUUUUGUGGAGUUUGAGAAUGCUCGGGAUGCUGAAGAUGCAAUUAGGGGUCGUGAUGGCUAUAACUUUGAUGGCUGUCGUUUAAGGGUUGAACUUGCCCAUGGUGGUAGAGGGCAAUCUUCAAGUGAUCGUCGUGGUGGGUAUGGUGGGGGUGUUGCUCGCUUUGGCAUAUCACGUCAUUCUGAAUUUCGAGGUGUGUACAGUUGCAAGAGAGGAUGCAAAACCAAUUUCCUUCAUUUUCUGAGUUGGAUUUUGCUACUGAAGUGA
This is a messenger RNA of Carica papaya (papaya), 3158 nucleotides long. The record is from RefSeq and is a predicted model, not a curated record. Lineage: Eukaryota; Viridiplantae; Streptophyta; Magnoliopsida; Brassicales; Caricaceae.